AUGGAAAAAGCUUCAACCAUUGUGUUAAAUGAGUUAUGUUCAACUUCGGUUAUUAGUGGGUUGCUAAUCAAAAUAGGAGAUCCUAGCCAGCUAACUUUUCCUUGUGAAUUUGGAAAUUCUACUUCUAUAAAUGCUUUAGCUAAUUCAGGGGAAAGCAUUAAUCUUAUGCCAUACUCUUUCUACAAGAAGCUUGGUCUACCAAGGCUCCAAGACAUGAAGAUGACACUUAGAAUGGCGGAUCACACAAUCACUAACCCACGUAGAAUUAUUGAAGACUUGUUGGUGAAGUUAGGGAAUUUUGUUUUUCUUGUUGAUUUUGUGGUAUUAUAUAUGAAAGAAAAUGAAUACCUUCCUAUAAUUUUGGCAAGACCAUUCUUGAGUACCGCUAGAUCACUUGUUGAUAUCCACGAAUCAAAGCUCACACUUUGUAUAGAAGAUGAGGAACUUACUUUCAAAAUGAGAUGUGGUGAAUUAGAGGAGCCAACAAUGGUCAAGAUGGAGUUAGAUGAGAAGAAGAGUAACAAGGUGAAAGGAAAGAACAAACGGGUGAAGUGUAAACAUGAAGGAUACGCUACUCAAAAGAAGAAGGAAAAUCCGAAAAAAAAAGCAUAA
Molecule: messenger RNA, 612 nt
Organism: Lactuca sativa (garden lettuce)
Lineage: Eukaryota; Viridiplantae; Streptophyta; Magnoliopsida; Asterales; Asteraceae
Source: RefSeq, a predicted model, not a curated record